AUGGCAAAAUCCAAGGUCGCACCUGUCAAGCAGGUGUCGUUACCUCGCUUGGAACUCUGUGCAGCAGCUCUACUUACCACGCUCAUGCUCCACGUGCGCUCUACUCUCGGUUUGACAACGACGCCAGUGCAUCUGUGGUCAGAUUCAAAGGUCACGCUCCACUGGAUUCAAGGACACAGCACCCGCUGGAAAACCUUUGUCGCCAAUCGAGUGUCUCAGAUCCAGACCCUGCUGCCAGACGCUCAAUGGAGACACAUCGCUGGACGAGAGAAUCCUGCAGAUUGUGCAUCACGCGGUGUUACUCCUGACGAACUCAUUAAGCAUAAACUGUGGUGGACAGGACCUACCUGGCUGUCAGGAGACGAGACUGCAUGGCCUUGUUCCGUCAUCGAAGCCGCAGAGGAUGACCUCCCGGAGCAGCGAGCCACCAGUUUGGUGGUCAAGGCACCGAUCACGGCCGAACCUGACCUCCUCCUCCGGUUCCCGAAGCUACAAAGGCUGCUGCGAGUUACUGCAUGGUGUCGGCGAUGGCUCAAUCCGGCGAGACGCGACGUCAUACUUGGCCGCACUUUGCAUCCGGACGAGCUGGACGUCGCCUUAUUUCGAUGGCUGCGAGUGGUGCAGGCGCUCCACUUUCCUACGGACGUAGCUGCGGCCUCUGCUGGACGCACUAGUCCACCGCGAAGCCACCUAGCGAGGUUGAGUCCGGUCCUCGAUGAUCAAGGCGUGCUGCGCGUCGGAGGACGUCUCAAGCAUGCUCAGCUACCACUCGACGAAAGACAUCCAAUGAUCAUCCCGGCGGCAUCAUGGUUGACUCGGCUGGUGAUUGAUUCCUGCCACCGACGGACACUGCACGGAGGUGUGCAACUGACUCUCGGCUUGCUCCGCCUGCGUUUCUGGGUGCCCCGAGGAAGGACCACCGUCAAACAGCAGCUACACCGAUGCGUGACCUGCACUCGAUGGCGCGCCGCAACACCACAGCCUCCGAUGGGUAACCUUCCUCGGGACCGAGUAACGCCAACUCGACCGUUCCUCAGCACCGGUUUGGACUACGCGGGACCAAUCCUCCUCCGGACCAGCAAGGGGCGUGGACACCGUGCGCACAAGGGAUACAUCGCCGUCUUCGUCUGCUUCUGGUCGAAGGCCAUUCACUUAGAAGUUGUCUCGGACUACACCUCGGAGGCCUUCAUCGCCGCGCUGCGCCGCUUCAUCUCCCGCCGGGCGGCCCCGCACUUUGGUGGUUUGUGGGAGGCCGCCGUAAAGUCGACCAAGUUUCACCUCCGUCGGGUGAUCGGCGAGACCACCCUCACGUUCGAGGAGUUGAGCACACUCCUCGCCCAGAUCGAAGCUUGUCUGAAUUCACGUCCGUUACAGGCACUCUCAGAUGAUCCAGAGGACGUCUCGGCGCUGACCCCCGGUCACUUCCUCGUUGGGGCACCGCUCCUCGCCUUGCCGGAACCGUCAUUGACAGAGCAGACGGUGUCCACCUUGUCACGUUGGCGUCAUCUGCAGCGGAUGAGGGAUCACUUCUGGCAGCGAUGGUCAUCCGAAUACGUGCACGGACUCGCCCCACGCACCAAGUGGCUCAAGGAUGCACCUGCACCCCACGUCGGCGAUCUCUGUCUCGUGCGCUCCGAGAUCACCCCUCCGAGCCGAUGGCCUCUCGCUCGCAUAUUGCGUUUGCACCCCGGAGACGACGGAAUUACACGCGUCGUGACCAUCCGAACGGCCACGUCCGAGCUCGUGCGCCCACUCGUCAAGCUCGUGUUUCUUCCGGGCGUGAACGACGCGCCUACACCGCACAUUGACACAUAG
Messenger RNA from Nylanderia fulva, 1815 nucleotides. The record is from RefSeq and is a predicted model, not a curated record. Lineage: Eukaryota; Metazoa; Arthropoda; Insecta; Hymenoptera; Formicidae.